AUGAGCGCGGAAGAGAUGAAGGCGCCGGCCUUGGCGCUGGCGGGGGAGAGCGACGACCAGCGGUGUGGAGGCGUCCGCGAUGCGCCCGGGUGCGAGAACGACCUAGGCGCCAUCGACCUUGCCCGCUUCGCCAUCGAUGCGCACAAGAAGAAUGCCUUAACUACCCUUGCUCCUGUCCUCCUCUCUGGGCCAUUUGCAAUUAAUCCGGCCGGCGACAUAGCACCCGCCGAGGCCGCGCCGCCGCCGCCGAUCUCCGCAAGUCGCGCUGUCAGGCUUCCUGUUUGCGCUCGCCUCUCGCCGCGCCGCAUCAUCGUCCACCCGCGCGCCGCCGCCAUCAGCGCGGAAGAGAUGAAGGCGGCGGCCUUGGCGCUGGCGGGGGAGAUCGAUCUGCGGUGUGGAGGCGUCCGCGAUGCGCCCGGGUGCGAGAACGACCCAUGCGCCAUCGACCUCGCCCGCUUCGCCGUCGAUGCGCACAACAAGAAUGCCGAUGGAAGUUGCGUUUGCCGAUGGCCGCAUGCAUGUCAGCUGGAGUUUGAGAAGCUUGUAAAAGUGAAGGAGCAACUGGUGUCUGGCACGCUGUACUAUUUCACAAUCGAGGCGAAGGAUGGGGAGGCCAAGAAGCUCUACGAAGCAAAGGUCUAUGAGUGUCCAUGGAGGAACCUUAUGGAGCUGCGGGACUUCAACCCCGCUGAUUGCUGAAGAUUUUAUGCAUGUCUUGCAUGGAUUCUAUCAUGCUACCAAUCAAAUAGAUGAAAUUUCACUAUUUGAUACAGCAGAACAGUAUCUCUUUUCCUAGGUCAAACCCCACCGGAUGUGCAGACGUUUUUAUCCCUCGUUCGUGGUGAUAGUGACAAUUUAAUGGGCGUUUAUUUUCUGAGUACAAGGGUUUACAUCUACAUGAGGUACAUCUGUGAUUUGGCUAGGAAAGUUCUCCGAAGAGCAUGCUUGCUGCAUCAGAAAUGUUUUGCUCUGUUCAGGCUUGAAUGGUCGCAAAAAAAUAUUAAUUGUUAUUCGCCCUUCAUGUCAGAUGUACAAUUGCCCAAAAGAAGAAUGUGCUGAUGUUUUGUUCCAUUACAGACGAGGUUUUGGAACUGGUUAGUGGUUGUGGUGCUGCGUUUUGAAGAAACAUCACCUGGAAUUUUGAGACUCUUGUAAAGGUGAAGCAGCAAGUGGCUGCUGCCACGAUGUACUACGAUCUCACAAAAGGACAGGGAAGUCAAGAAGCUCUCUGAAGCUAAGGUCUUGGAGAAGCCAUGGAUGAACUUUCGGGAGCUGAAGGACUUGAAGCAAGCCUGCUGAAUUCGACAAUUACACCUGAUGUACAUUUAUGCACGCAUGGUUCACAUGAGCACUUCUAGUUCAUGCAGC
Molecule: messenger RNA, 1368 nt
Organism: Panicum hallii
Lineage: Eukaryota; Viridiplantae; Streptophyta; Magnoliopsida; Poales; Poaceae
Product: cysteine proteinase inhibitor 12-like
Exons: 4
Coding region: 1-699 (232 amino acids)
Molecular function (GO): cysteine-type endopeptidase inhibitor activity
Source: RefSeq, a predicted model, not a curated record